AUGGCGGAGGCAGCCGAGCUUCGAGGAAACGUCUCAAAUAUUUUCACUAUUAACGAAGCCUUUGACGCUGCGGCGCACUCGCGCAUGUCGGAGGCCGGCUACACCGUGGCCACCGUUGCCCUCUUCACCAUCACCGUGCUGGGCGUGCUGGCUAACACCGCUGUGCUGCUCGUCAUCGCUGCCAACAAACAUCUGCUAACUCCCCUGACCCUGCCUUAUUUGGUGAGUGAUGCGUACGUCAUCUACGCCUUCAUCAUGACGUUAUUUGGCAUCGCUAGCAUCAGCUCGCUGACGGUGUUGUCAGUAGAGCGCUACCUGAUGAUAGCCAGGCCCUGGCAUGCGUGUGACCUGACCCCCCUGAGGGCGCGGGUGGUGGUCGUGGGGGUCUGGGUCUACUCCUUCGUUACGGUCUCCCCGCCGCUCUGGGGGUGGGGGGUUUUCGGCAUCGAAGGUGGGGGUGUAAGCUGCUCUGUGGCGUGGGAGCGCCGGACGGUAAACAACCUGACGUUCGUGACGUACCUCCUCCUGCUGGGGCUCGUCGUGCCCGUCGCCGUCAUGGCCGCCUCCUUCAGGGGCAUCAUCAACACCGUCAGGAAGGCGGGCCGCCUCCCCCAUGCGGUGUCACGGGCAGAGCGGCGGGUGGCGGGGAUGGUGGCGGUGAUGACGGUGACGUUCAUGGUGGCGUGGACGCCGUACUCCGUCCUGGCGGUGGUCAUGGCCUACGGCCCGCCGGUCGACAGCCAGUCAGCAUUCAACGCCGCUCCUGCCAUUUUUGCCAAGAGCUCCUGCAUAUAUAACCCUAUUAUUUAUGUGGGCCUUAAUACACAAUUCCGGACUGCAUGGCGCUCGCUGCUGCGGUGUCCGCUCUCUGCGUCCGCCCUCCGCCAGACUACGGAGGGCAUCUCGCUCACCGUCAGCGAUCCCACCGCUGCCGCCGCUCAUAAACACGAGGUGACGUUGCAGGAUGAAACUUUACAUUUGCUAAUGGAAAUCACAUGUGCUGAAAAUGAGCCCGCAGAGACCGGCCAGCAGGACGGAGAGCUCGGCACAGGCGGGCGCCUAUCGUCCGUCCCGCCACCUCGCGGUCGCCAGACGCGCCGCCGUCAGCGCAUCGUCGACAGACUCGAGCGAUUGCAGGAGAUCCGCGGUUUUCCUCGAGACGGAAACCAGGAGCAUUGCGCCGCUGUCCCGCAGCGCGGAAUUCAUUUUUGGUGA
Hyalella azteca is the source of this 1215-nucleotide messenger RNA. RefSeq names its product parapinopsin-like. Bases 1 to 1215 code for a protein of 404 amino acids. Gene Ontology annotation, molecular function: G protein-coupled receptor activity. The transcript is spliced from 7 exons. NCBI's taxonomy places the organism in Eukaryota, Metazoa, Arthropoda, Malacostraca, Amphipoda, Hyalellidae. The record is from RefSeq and is a predicted model, not a curated record. Gene Ontology annotation, biological process: G protein-coupled receptor signaling pathway. Gene Ontology annotation, cellular component: photoreceptor outer segment; membrane.